Messenger RNA from Aethalodelphis obliquidens (Pacific white-sided dolphin), 14135 nucleotides. RefSeq names its product cut like homeobox 1 (gene CUX1). Gene Ontology annotation, cellular component: Golgi membrane; nucleus. NCBI's taxonomy places the organism in Eukaryota, Metazoa, Chordata, Mammalia, Artiodactyla, Delphinidae. Gene Ontology annotation, biological process: intra-Golgi vesicle-mediated transport; regulation of transcription by RNA polymerase II. Bases 301 to 5184 code for a protein of 1627 amino acids. The transcript is spliced from 24 exons. The record is from RefSeq and is a predicted model, not a curated record. Gene Ontology annotation, molecular function: DNA-binding transcription factor activity, RNA polymerase II-specific; RNA polymerase II transcription regulatory region sequence-specific DNA binding.
UUGGGGAAACUUGCUGGGGGCGGCGGGCGCCGCGCACGCGGAGCCCGGGUGUCGGGUGUCCCGGGGGCGCGGGUACGGGCGCCGGAGGAGGGCUGCAACUUUCCCCGAACGCAGGCCCGGCUCUGCGCCCGGUUGCGCGGUCUGUCCGGGCCGGGGGCGCUUGCUCCCCGGCGCCUGUCCGGGCGGUCCUCUCCCCGCGCCCAGGGGCUCCCGCGGACCCCAGUAAAUAUCCCACCCCCCCGCUUCUCUCUGAUCCUCUCCUCCGAGGCCCUGUCCUCCCAGCAGGGCCCGCGGGGGGCAAUGGACCGCGCGGCGGGUCCGCUUCGAAAUGCCUACUCCGAUCGGGUUCUCGAAACCAAAGCCCCCGGGGCCUCGCUGGACUGUGGUAUACCGGGCCGUGGACCACGCGCCGAGCCCCGGGCGCCGAGGGGGCAUCGUGCUGGGGCUCCACAUCCGGCGCCCGAGCCGCAGGCGUGCCCAGGGGGCGCGUUCCUGCCUGCCAACCCCCACCCAGGGGAGCGGCGCGCCCUCGGGGUCCGCCCGGGACCUGCCAGCUCCGCGCUCGCGGCGCCGGGACGGCCCCGGGACUCUGCCAGGUGGAUGUUGUGCGUAGCCGGAGCCAAGUUGAAGAGGGAACUCGAUGCCACCGCAACAGUAUUGGCGAACCGGCAGGAUGAAAGCGAGCAGUCGAGAAAGCGGCUCAUCGAGCAGAGCCGAGAGUUCAAGAAGAACACCCCAGAGGAUUUGCGCAAGCAGGUAGCGCCGCUGCUGAAGAGCUUCCAGGGGGAGAUUGAUGCACUGAGUAAAAGAAGCAAAGAAGCUGAGGCAGCCUUCUUGAAUGUCUACAAGAGAUUGAUUGAUGUUCCAGAUCCUGUUCCGGCUCUGGACCUCGGGCAGCAGCUCCAGCUCAAAGUGCAGCGCCUACACGACAUUGAAACAGAGAACCAGAAACUUAGGGAAACUCUCGAAGAAUACAACAAGGAAUUUGCUGAAGUGAAAAAUCAAGAGGUAACGAUAAAAGCACUUAAAGAGAAAAUCCGAGAAUAUGAACAGACUCUGAAGAACCAAGCCGAGACCAUAGCUCUCGAAAAGGAACAAAAGUUACAAAAUGAUUUUGCAGAAAAGGAGAGAAAACUGCAGGAGACCCAGAUGUCCACCACCUCAAAGCUGGAGGAAGCCGAACAUAAAGUCCAGACUCUGCAAACAGCGCUGGAAAAAACUCGAACAGAACUAUUUGACCUGAAAACCAAAUAUGAUGAAGAAAUUACCGCCAAGGCCGACGAAAUUGAAAUGAUCAUGACGGACCUUGAAAGAGCAAACCAGAGGGCAGAGGUGGCUCAGAGAGAGGCAGAGACCUUGAGGGAGCAGCUCUUGUCGGCCAACCACUCUCUCCAGCUGGCCUCCCAGAUCCAGAAGGCGCCGGACGUGGAGCAGGCCAUAGAGGUCCUCACCCGCUCCAGCCUGGAAGUUGAGUUGGCCGCCAAAGAGCGGGAGAUCGCGCAGCUGGUGGAGGACGUGCAGAGACUCCAGGCCAGCCUCACGAAGCUGCGCGAGAACUCGGCCAGCCAGAUCUCCCAGCUCGAGCAGCAGCUGAGUGCCAAGAACAGCACCCUCAAACAACUGGAAGAAAAACUCAAAGGACAGGCUGACUAUGAAGAGGUGAAGAAAGAGCUAAACAUCCUGAAGUCCAUGGAGUUUGCUCCGGCCGAGGGAGCUGGGACGCAGGACUCAUCCAGGCCCCUGGAGGUACUCCUGCUGGAGAAGAACCGCUCGCUGCAGUCCGAGAACGCCGCGCUGCGCAUCUCCAACAGCGACCUGAGUGGGUCAGCCAGGAGAAAAGGGAAAGACCAGCCUGAGAGUCGGCGUCCUGGACCUUUGCCGGCCUCCCCUCCUUCUCAGUUGCCCCGCAACACGGGGGAGCAGGCUUCCAAUACUAAUGGUACACACCAGUUCUCACCAGCGGGGUUAACGCAAGACUUUUUCAGCUCAUCCCUGGCAAGCCCCAGCCUGCCCCUGGCUUCUACGGGAAAAUUUGCACUAAACUCUCUCCUCCAACGACAGCUAAUGCAGUCCUUCUACUCCAAGGCCAUGCAGGAAGCAGGAAGCACAAGCAUGAUUUUUUCAACAGGUCCAUACAGCACAAACUCCAUAUCUUCCCAAAGUCCAUUACAACAAAGCCCAGAUGUAAAUGGCAUGGCCCCGUCUCCCAGCCAGUCAGAAAGUGCUGGGAGCGUCUCCGAGGGCGAGGAGAUGGACACUGCAGAAAUCGCCCGGCAGGUGAAAGAGCAGCUCAUCAAGCACAACAUCGGGCAGCGCAUUUUCGGACACUACGUCCUGGGACUGUCCCAAGGGUCCGUGAGCGAGAUUCUGGCCCGGCCCAAGCCGUGGAAUAAACUGACGGUGCGCGGCAAGGAGCCGUUUCACAAGAUGAAGCAGUUCCUCUCGGACGAGCAGAACAUCCUGGCUCUUCGCAGCAUCCAAGGCAGACAAAGAGAGAAUCCAGGCCAGAGCCUGAACAGACUAUUUCAGGAGGUACCGAAACGAAGAAAUGGGUCUGAAGGUAACAUCACCACCCGGAUCCGAGCCUCAGAGACCGGGUCCGAUGAGGCAAUCAAGUCCAUCCUGGAACAGGCCAAAAGGGAGCUGCAAGUACAGAAAACCGCAGAGCCGGCCCAGCCUUCCUCGGCGUCCAGCAGCGGGAACUCCGACGACGCCAUCCGCUCCAUCCUGCAGCAGGCCCGCCGCGAGAUGGAGGCCCAGCAGGCCGCCCUCGACCCCGCCUUAAAGCCAGCGCCGCUGUCCCAGACAGACAUCGCCAUCCUGACCCCCAAGCUAAUGCCCCCCUCGCCCAUGUCGUCAGUGUCCGGUUACUCUCCAUUAGCCGUCUCCCUGAAGAAGCCCCCCUCGGCUCCCGACUCCAGCGCCCCGGCUCUGCCCAACCCCCCGGUCCUGAAGAAGGAGUCCCAGGACGUGCCCGGGCCAGACCUCCCGGGGGCGGCCGACUCCGCACAGGGGGUCCUCAGACACGUGAAGAGCGAGCUGGGCCGCAGUGGCGUGUGGAAAGACCACUGGUGGAGCGCCGUCCAGCCCGAGAGGAAGAGCAGCGCUCCCCCCGAAGACCCCAAGGCUGAAGAAGCCAGUGGCGGGAAAGAAAAAGGCGGCGGCGGCAGUGGCGGGCAGGCGCGGGCCGAGCGCGGCCAGCUCCAGGGCCCCUCCUCGUCAGAGUACUGGAAGGACUGGCCCAGCGCCGAGUCGCCGUACUCCCAGAGCUCAGAGCUGAGCCUCACCGGAGCCAGCCGCAGCGAGACACCCCAGAACAGCCCUCUGCCCUCCUCCCCCAUCGUGCCCCUGUCGAAGCCCACCAAGCCCUCGGUCCCUCCGCUGACCCCUGAGCAGUACGAGAUCUACAUGUACCAGGAGGUGGACACCAUCGAGCUCACCCGGCAGGUGAAGGAGAAGCUGGCCAAGAACGGCAUCUGUCAGAGGAUCUUCGGGGAGAAGGUGCUGGGCCUGUCCCAGGGCAGCGUCAGCGACAUGCUGUCCCGGCCGAAGCCGUGGAGCAAGCUGACCCAGAAAGGCCGCGAACCCUUCAUCCGGAUGCAGCUCUGGCUGAACGGCGAGCUGGGCCAGGGCGUCCUGCCUGUCCAAGGACAGCAGCAAGGGCCAGUCCUGCACUCCAUGACGUCACUCCAGGACCCCCUGCAGCAGGGCUGCGUGAGCUCAGAAAGCACUCCAAAGACCUCUGCCAGCUGCAGCCCUGCACCCGAAUCACCGAUGAGCUCUAGCGAGUCAGUGAAGAGUUUGACUGAACUGGUCCAGCAGCCCUGUCCCCCCAUUGAAACAAAUAAGGACGGCAAACCUCCAGAACCCAGCGACCCGCCCGCUUCAGACUCCCAGCCCACCACGCCACUGCCUCUCUCCGGACACUCGGCUCUCAGCAUUCAAGAGCUGGUGGCCAUGUCUCCAGAGCUGGACACCUACGGCAUAACCAAGCGGGUCAAGGAGGUGCUGACCGACAACAACCUGGGUCAGCGCUUGUUUGGGGAGACCAUCCUAGGGCUCACCCAAGGCUCCGUCUCCGACCUCCUGGCUCGCCCAAAGCCCUGGCACAAGCUCAGUCUGAAGGGGCGGGAGCCCUUUGUGCGGAUGCAGCUGUGGCUGAACGACCCCAACAACGUGGAGAAGCUGAUGGACAUGAAACGGAUGGAAAAGAAAGCCUACAUGAAGCGGCGGCACAGCUCGGUCAGCGACAGCCAGCCCUGCGAGCCCCCCUCCACUGGCAUCGACUACAGCCAGGGCGCCAGCCCCCAGCCCCAGCACCAGCUGAAGAAACCCCGAGUGGUGCUGGCUCCCGAGGAGAAGGAAGCUCUGAAACGAGCGUAUCAGCAAAAGCCAUACCCGUCACCAAAAACCAUCGAGGAACUCGCCACCCAGCUCAACUUGAAAACCAGCACCGUCAUCAACUGGUUCCACAAUUACAGGUCUCGGAUCCGCAGAGAACUGUUUAUUGAGGAGAUUCAGGCCGGGAGCCAGGGCCAGGCCGGGGCCAGCGACUCGCCGUCGGCCCGGAGCGGCCGGGCAGCGCCCAGCUCGGAGGGCGACAGCUGCGACGGCGUGGAGGCCGCCGAGGGCCCGGGCGCCGCGGAUGCCGAAGAGUCGGGCGGCCCCGCGGCCGCCGCCAAGUCUCAGGGAGGAGGGCCGGCCGAGGCGGCCGCAGCCGCGGCCCCGGAGGAGCGGGAGGAGGCGCCGCGGCCGGCGGAGAAAGCGGAGCCGCCGCCCUCGGGGACCCCGGCCCCGGACGCCGCCACCGACGAGAGCCGGCCCCAGGCGCCACCGCCGCCGCCCGAGGGCCCCGCGGACGGCCCGGGGCCCGUGCCAAACCCCGCCGCCGCCGCGCCCGCGGCCGGGGAGGACGCCGCUACCUCAGCCGCCCCGCCGGGGGAGGGCCCGUGCAGGGCCCGGGACGGCGCCGACAGGAGUUCCGCUUUGCCAAGCACCAGCGCGCCCGCGGCCGCCCGCAGGCCCAGCUCGCUGCAGAGCCUCUUCGGCCUCCCGGAGGCAGCGGGCGCCAGGGACUCGCGAGACAACCCCUUGAGGAAGAAGAAGGCCGCGAACUUGAACAGCAUAAUCCACCGCCUGGAGAAGGCCGCCAGCCGGGAGGAGCCCAUCGAAUGGGAGUUCUGAGAGGGCGCCGCCCGCCCGUCCCGCCGAGCCGGGCCGAGUCUGGCCGAGCCGGGCCGCGCCUGACCGGGCAGGGCAGAGUCGGGCCGAGCUGGGCCUAGUCGAGCCGAGCUGGGCCGAGUCGAGCCAAGUCUGGCCGAGCCGGGCCGAACCGGGCCGGGCAGGAGGGGGGGCGCCGACUCCGCGGCCUGGACCUUGUUGCGCACUUACCGCCCUGCGGGCCACAGGGCAAAAUCGCCAUAGGCCAAGGUGCAUAUAGAAAACAAAGGAGCAUUAAGCCCAAUCUAUGUCGUGUUUUCAAGGAAGAAAACGGAAAUGUGUAGUCGAGCUUUUUUGUACCCUGAAGUGUUUUUUUUAUUGCCCUAAGUGAUUUCCACAGGUUCUGGAAUAACUCUUACAGCUUUGCCUUGCGCCCUCCUCUUUCGUGUGGGCUUUAAAAAAAAAAAAAAUCAAACCCACAUAUUAAAAGGGGGCUUUUUAUCUGCCAUCUAAUGGCUUCAGAGCGAUAAUACACUAUUAUCUUCUUAAACCAGGAAAAAAAGGGGGGGGGAUUUUUCAGAAAAAUUUAAAAAGAAAGUUUUUGUAGCUGUUCAGUUGCCACUAAGAGAUUGCACAGUCAAACCGACUCUAAACACACUAGUUUGGAUUCCUAAAUAUUUUCAAGCAAAGAAUCUUCUCCUUUGAAACUUUGAAUUAAAGUAAAACACAUUUACUUCACAUAUUUUUUAACAAAAAGAAAAGUCACAUCAGGAAACUCUCUGAUUUUGUGGUAGCUGACGUAGUGUUUUCUCGUGCGUGAAUAGAAUCCUGACACGUAGUGCACAUUGAUCCAUAGCUUUAACUGACUCUGGGCUUUUGCUGACCAGGGUUUGUUCAAUACACUCCAUUCUAGGCCAAAUCAGGACAAAAAGAAAAGAUCCGAAUCUAGGUAUUUUAUAAUCUGCUUUUUAACCUCUAACCGCAGAGCACGCUGAUCAGACCUCAUAUCUCGGAGGUGUAGGAGACAAGUUAGAACUGUAGCAUGUACCCGUUCAUUUUGUUUAAUUUAUGGUGUCUUACGUCUGUGUUAGUGCGUCCUGCACACGUACGAGCGUUGAAGGAAAGGAGGAAAGAGUAGGCCGCGAAGGUCGCCGCAGGCAGAUCUGGGGCCACACAGGGCCCCUCGUAGGCAGCAGUCUUUCCACGACACAGAAGGCACCGCACCUCACACCACUCUCCCGGGCACCUGAUGGACUGAGCCCCACCAGGGGACGCCGCUCCCUGGGCCUGGGCAGGGCUUGCGCAUGCGCACACGCGCUCUCUCGAUCUCUCUCUUUCUCUCUCUCCCCCCUCCCCCUCCCUCCCUCCCUCCUUCCUUCCCUCCCUUUCUCUCUUUCUCUCUCUCUCUCUCUCUCCCCUCCCUCCCUCCCUCCCUCCCUCCUUCCCUUUCUUCCCACCACAAGCACUGAUGACUGUUGACGUCGUGGGAAGCCUCCUUCCUUCCCUGCAGAAGAGAGAACGUGGCAGUCUGGGCUCGGCUCCCACCCCCGUAGAGAUGGCCCAAACUCACACCAAAACGCUGAUGCUCUUCACUUCCAGACCAGACCGUUGGCCCUCCAUUCAUUUUGCCUCUUGGAACGUUCUUUUAUGCACAGUUUAGGGCAGUCUAAGUACAAAUCAAAAGUCUAACUUGUCUCUGAUUCCUCCUGUCGUCUAUGUGUAUAUGCGUGAGAACAGAGGUGGAUGAGAGUGUGCGUGUGUGCGUGUGUGCAAUUUUAUACGUCUGUGUAUUUUCUUAAGUACCUGUGCACACAUAGAGUGCAUUACUGCCACCUUUUUUCAAUAAGCUGUUUUAUCAGUUAUGGCUUCUACAAGUUUGCUAAUUUAGACUCCUUUAUUGCCAUAUCUUUAAACUAACAAUAGAUGAUUUCGGUAUAUAUAUAUAUUUUUUUUUGCUUAUUUAUAGGUGCUGUAUUUUAUUAUCUGAUUGUUAGGAAGGGAUGAGAGGGGCAAAUAUUCUUUAGCGGGAUAGACUGCCGGCAGUAUUGGGUAUAAUUUACAAGAUGUAGUUGUCAUACUGUAUAUUACUGAUUGAAACCUUUUUGACCGUAUUGUGUAUCAUUGAAACCUUUGUCUUAGGUCAACAUCUUUGGAUGACAUUUUAAUGGUGCAUUCAUUAUUUCUUAAGUUUAAUUAAUAUUACCUUUUUUUGAUUUGGGGGGGUGGGAGGGAGUUCUAAUUUUAAAGGUAUGCUCCCGCUAUUACACCUCAGUGUGCUUGUAUUAAUUAACUUGUAGGACUUUGACUGUAAGAUGUGAAACCACAUUUCUUGCAUGAUGUUUUAGAAAUUAUGUAUUUCAUUUACAGUCUUUUAACCUGCAACUGCAGCACUUAGUUCAAGUUUUCACAAGCUUAAGAGUCACUACACUAAAGACUAUGCCUUUUCAUGAAUAAGAAGGUUGCAGAAGGCUCUAGGAGGCUGGGAGGCAGGCCGUUUGUCUUUUGAUGGUUGCAUAUCAUCUCUGAACUUGAAAUCUGGUUCGGUGAGCAGAGAAUUCAACAUGGAGGAGCUUAAGGGGAAAACGGAUUCACAUCUGGCUGAAUCCAGGUGCGGUGAGAAGAGCGAGUUUGCAUUCGUGACCCUCAGGACAGCAGGCAGCAGAGCCCCUGACGGCACUGUGUGGCCCUCUCCACGAAAACCUCGCGGAGGGAUGCGGCCACCACGUGCGCUCAAUCUCCAGAUGCCUGAUUUUCAUUAGAACGAAAAGCAGGGCGUUAACAGGGAUGCUAGGGUAGUGUUUUCGUCUUAAAGGCAUGACUGUUACCUGCUAAGGUGUGACAUCUGAGGAAAUUGAAAAAGUAUAAAUCUGUCCAUCCUAGUGGCCAAAUAGUACCGUCUAAAACAGCCGCUUUGGCUCUUUCAGGCAAUUUAGUCAUUUUUGUUGUCGUUUCUUUGUUUUUAAACUAGGUUAUUGUUGAUUUCCAUUCUAUCUUUUUUGCCAGGCUUACAUCUGGGUGCUCGAUACAAUCAGUUGGUUAAAUUUUGCUUGCAGCUCCAUGUUUGUAUUUUUUCUCUAUUUAUUUUAUUUUUUUUUUUUUUUGAUUGCGAUCCCAACACUAUGAUCUCUUGUGUUAAGCUGUCACUAUAAUACCUUUAAGAGCUGCCACUAAAUAACAGAAACCUGGCGGGGGGGAGUGUCCCCCUCCUCUUUGCGCCCCUCAUUCUGAGUCCAAGGGUUGAUCUUUCAUCUUGAGAAGCAAUAUUCAAGUGCCUUGAACAGCAUCCUCUCCGUGGGCUUUAUCUUCAGCUGGCUGGCGUUCCAAGCAGUAGCUCCCACAGGCAGCCGACCUCUUCCUCUUUCCGCUCCAUCAGUUUAAAAAGCUGAUUUGUACCUCUCCUCUGGGGAAAACGGUUUCGUAUAAAACACUAACACUUAAUUACAAGCUCCAUUAUACCAUUUUAAAUGGCUUCUUUUUGUUAAUUGAAGGCAGUGUUCGUAAGUUAAGGUUUUUGCCAUUACUUAGCUGGCUGAGUGGAGGCUCCGCAUACAAUCAGUGUUCACGUUCAGCCUCUCGACCCUUGGUUCCCGCCCACGUUCUCCUGUGGUGUCUGAGGUGGAAGGGGUGUGGGUUCUGUCCCAGCCCUGCGGUUGUCUGUGAUCUCUGUCUACCAGACCGCCCUUCUUUAGGAAGGGUUACCGCAGCCAUCUAGCUCUAACUCGGUUUUCCUCAGAGCCUACCUUCCCAAAGAACGUCACGACACAAGGUGGCUUACGGUCAGCAGACUGGGGAGAAGUCUCCAGGAAAUGCCAGGAUCUUGUAUGACUACUCUCAAACCAUGGCCACUACGUCUGGGAAAGUGACCGAGGCAAAAAGAUGAGAGUUCAUGGCCUCCCUGGGACAGUUUCCCUGAACUUCCAAAGCACAAAUGCCUCCCUGCUCACCUCCCUCCUGUGGGCCUCUUUGUUUUCCCCCCCGUUUAAAAGCCAGAUACGCUGGUUGUUGGUCCCGACCCACAGUACGACGGAGCUUUGGGUUAAGUGUGCGUCUGUUCUCCCUCUGGCUGCGAGAGACCCUCCCCAGCCAGCCCCAGGCCCAGCCGCCAGCUCCAGGAGGAAGGAAACACCCGAACGCCUCCAUGCCUGGGGCCACAUCAGCCCACAGCCCUGAGCAGACCAAGCAGAGGGCAGGUUGUACGCAAGCUCUGGCAUCAGCUAACUACCCUCAGAUCACCCAGCAGUCGUGCCCUAAGAGGUCGGGACGAGAGUCACCGGACAGCUCUGUCCGCAGGCAGGUGCCUUUCCGGCUAAAGUUGGCCUGGGUUUCUUUGUUCUCCCUGAAUUCAUGUCCUUACAUGCAGGGGUGAUCAAUGAACUCUAUUGACUUUCUAUGCAAUGUUUUUCAUUCCUCUGAUUGUAGGAAAACAAACCUCCCUGAAAAUAGCAGAGGAGCCAGGGGGAGCAUAACGGGCCAUCCUUCAGGGAUGAGCACAGAGUGAAAGAGCGAUGGUGAUUUACUAGGUCUUGAACUUGGGGACAGUAGCCUUUGCCUUAAAUGCACUGUGGCAGGCACCUCUCGACGAGCCUGUGAAAACAAGAGUCUGUCCUUAGCCGUCCCAAGCUGCUCCUCUCUGAGGCCAGUAAGCCAGCUGCGUGGAGGGAGGGGGUAGAGCAGGGCGAGGUCCUGGCCAGCGUGGUGGGCUGGUGGCCGCGCCCCUUCAGCCUGGAGGUGUGGCUCCCUCCCUGAUGUCCUUUGUUGUCACACUCAUGUGUCCCCUUCUACCUCACUAACCAUGCUCCCACUCGAUCUCACCCCUCACCCCUCAGAAGCGUGUGGCAAGUGGGAUCCGGGAAGGGAAAACCUAGAGGCAUGGCGUCCGUGAGUCCAGGCGGCUUCCCUCUUGCACAACACGGACAGACAGCUGUUCUCUGUGAGGCACGGGGACUCUCCUCGUGGCUUCCACCUGUUCCUGAAGCUCUCACAGCUGUUUCCUUUGCAGGCAGGGGCCGUCUCGGGCCUCAGAGGGCCUUGCCUUUGGCCGCCUCUGCACUCUGUCCAUUCCUGGUCAGCUGUUAAGAUCCGUCACAGCCAUUUCCCUUGCCCUGGGCUGCCCCUCCAUGGCCACGUGAGGUCACUUCCCCAGGAUUCCCACUUGGCCUCGGGGAGCUCUGUUGUCUCUGGCACUGGGAGGUUAUCGUUUCAGCACCUCCGUGGGAAUCUUCUGAAGGACAGGAGAGAAUACGGCCUUCUCCAGCCCUCAUGCCCAGUCUUCAGUCACGUGACCCUUUCUUCCCCAGAGAAUAGGCCAGUUUCCGCCCCGUGCUGAAGAAAACCAGCUCCUAGGGCUGCUGGUUAGGUGUGGUGGCCAGAGUGUUCUGAUGGAAAGAACUUGGAAGCGCUCGCCAGGAGGAGCUUACAUUUAGAAAUCCCCCGGCUGCUGCUGCGGUCUCGUUUGGGCCUUGAUGGCGUUAGGGUAGCCUUUGUGACCCCCGAGGCAGAGCUCCUGCCCUAAGUGUCAAGGUGAUGGCCUGGGACUCCAACAUGCUGUACGUCUGUUUCCCCAGUGCACUGAAUGUCGGUCCGGCCAGCACACCUGCUUGCUAAGAGGAUGGUCCAGUUUGGCAAUGUUCAUUCCCAUUCCCAUCCGUCGCUGCCUUUUGGUAGAUGAAAACUACCGGGAAACGAAGGGAAAGCAAGUUAAAGUUCCAAAAAGAUCAAGGCUUUGAGACCCUUAGAGAUGUGCAGAAAACCGAGGCCAGAGCACUCGGGGCUGAUCGAGGUGGCAGAGGAAGGGGCGUGGGCAGUGCCGAGCUGAGCAUAAAAUGAGCCCUGCCCUGGAGUCUGCCCUGCCCUAGCAGCCUGGGAGCCUCAUCCCUGGGAAGAAGGACAUGCAAUUCCCCACCACCAUCACCACCACCGUCUGUCCCAUCGCAGGAACUGCCCCCACCAGCCCAGGCCCUGCUACCACCCCUUCCGUCACCACCUUCCCUCCAAAGAGACUGUGUCCACGCUGUCAGUGGCAUCCUCCCCAUUUUCAUUUUUGGAUGAAGUGACAUUUAGCUUUAACAAGACAUUUCCAAAGCGCCUAGUCUCCUCCAAAAUGCUAAUUUUAAAAGUUGGGCAUUGUAGGUGAAGGACCUUAAAAAAAAAAAAAAAGGCUAGUGAGAGAAAGACAUUAGGCUAGGCAUAAAUGCGCACUUCCAUCCCCUCCAUUCAACAUCUAAAAUAGCUCUGAGUUGCUUUUCAUGGAUCAUUUUAGCUUAUCCAAUAGUGUAGAGUCUGUGUUACUGUAAUUUCUGUAGUGUUUAGGCUUUCAUCUCUACCACAAAAUAUGCUAUAUGCUAUGAAUCAAGCUUUCUGUGAUCAGAAAGGAAAGGUGCCUUAUAUCCCAAUGUCAUGGCUACAUCCCUAUGGAGAAUAAUCAGAAGCACAGUGUGUACGGAAGCAUUGGGACUUCCGUUGGUGAAACCAGACACCAGUCAGCGAGAUGCAUUGAAGUGGCACGGGGCUACUUUUGUUUUCUGGUUCCCUUUUUUCUCCUUUUCGUUUUCCUUUUUUUGUUCUUUUCUCUCUCUCUCUCUUUUUUUUUUUUUUUUUUUUUUGCCUACUUUGCUUUAAACAGAAAGCACUUAAAUAGAUGACUAUGUGUGAAAGCUCUGUGCAAUAGAAAUCACUUUUCUUCAUUUUUAAGAGGUAACGUGUUGCACACCAAAUGAACUCAAAGUAAGCUUUAGACCAGGGCGAUUCAGGUUGUGGAGGAGUAGGACAAGUUUGUCCACUGUAGUUCCGUGUGUUCAUGAACUGAAGGGAAAACGGGCCUCCCCGGCAUCCCCCCCACCCCCAUCUCAGCUUGCCUCUUGCUGACCGCCAAGCUAGGCGUGUAGGGCCCACGGGCACCCACCAGAACUGGCUGGGUGGCAGGGCGGGCGGAGGGGGUCUGUGACUCAGCAGCUGAGAACCUUCCCCAGUGUGAGACCACAGCUAUCCCUUCCAGCACUUAACCUUUUCUUGUUGAGAUGGAUUGCUACUGACCCGCCAGCGUGCGUGAGGAUAAUUAUAAAAGGAUGUUUCCUUGAGAAAAAAAAAAAAAUUAUUUCUAGCCUCUUCUAUUUAUUAUUAGGUUAGUCCUUUAAGUACUUACCAGGAGUAUAUUGUUAUUUUGUGUCGUUGUUGUUGUCAUAAAUGCUUUUUGCUAUCACUCCAGUGGUUACCGUCUUCUGCCCCCUGCCCUCCCCCGCCCCAAAGAACCCAAGGGUCUGAAGAUGCGGGGGGGGUGGCCAGCGGGGGCUUCUCCAGCAGAAUCAGACAUCUGUCUCCAGGGCAGCCACCCAAACACUGGUGGUCUCCACACGUCUAACUUUUCAAAAUGAGAGAGUUGAUGAACAACAAAAAAAAAUGUACCCAUGUAAGGAAACGCGGGUUGAAGGACGCUUGCGUGAGGAGCUAUAGAGGAGACUUAGAAAAAGCAAAGCUCAGUUCCCCAAAGCCUCCUAGAGCCUCUGGUCAGACUUCUGGGUUCAUGACGUUUCAGGAGCCCCGGGCAGAGCGGGUGCGGCGGCCUGGUCGAGCCUGACUUCGGGUGAGAGAGGUUUCCGGCAAGGCUCACAUGGGCUGACAGGUUUCGGUUGGCUUUUGUUUCUGUUGUUGUUGUUUUCCUUGCCUGCAAAGUUGGUCAGAACCUUCUUGAGGAACAACCGUGUUUCCUAGUCCGGCUGCGGCUUAAGGACCCACCCCAGGGGGGUGGGGUGGAGUCCCUUAUCCCCUUUCACGUGGUCAAGUGCGGAGGAAGUUUGGACCAGGGGCACAGCUUUCUGUGGCUAGAGGCACAGCCAGCAAGACACCCAGUUGCUUGCUCAUCGGGUGUUGGGGUGCAGUGGGACUGGUGGUGGAGGCCAAGGUGGGGCUCCCAAAGGGCCCACCGACCGCCGACUCACUCUCCGUGCCGUGACUUUCCCUCCUCUGACGUCAUUUGGGGUCCUGCUUCUGUCCUUGUCUCUUUGAAAGAAAGCCCUCUGAUGAAAUAACGGCCCCCAUCCCUCCCCCGCCAAAGGGUUUUCAUUUCCCUCCAAGUAGUCUAUGCAUUUCUCUCUCUCUCUCUCUCUCUCUCUCUCUCUCACUCACUCUCAAACCGUUUUCUGCCUCCUCGGAAAAACGGGCAUCUCAUGUCCCACCCUCUGAGACCCCCUCAGAAAAUGCUGUGCAGUUUGGAGGCAUGAGGUUUCGUUCAAACUUCCAAAAGCAUUUGCGGAUAGCUUGUUAUAAAAUAAAAGUGGGAAAAAGCAAAAGAAAACGCGGUGUCCCCCACGUCCCUUUCCACUGAGUAAGACCUAGCUCUUUGCGAUUGUGCAAUAAACUACUUGCCAUGAGAGCGGGUGGCCACGCUCCUGCCCAGACUACUAACUAACACAGCACAGGACGGCCGGCCGCACGGCGGGCCUCUUCCAGAUGACUCCUAAUAAGCUCAGCUUCCCCCCCGCACCCCGUGUCUUGUGGUGUCUUACAUUUUAGCAGUAUUUUAUAUUUUCUGUAAUGCACUAAGUCUUAGAUGUUUUUAGAGCUCAUUUGUUCAUACUCACAAUCACAGACUUUUUUUUUUAAUCCUCACAACGACCCGAUUGACCAAAAAAAAAAAAAAAAAAAAAAAACCAUCAUUUUUGUACAAAUAGCUUUGAGAAGGUCUCUGUUGUGUUGCUGUGAGCCAUCUCUAGUAACAUUUUAUUUCUGCUAUUUGUUUUCGACACGGUAAGUCAAAAGUUGAUCCGCCUGGCAUGGGGGUGGGGGGAGGCACCCGUCGGCCCCUGGGCGUUGUCCCUUCUGUCUUUGGUUAGCCAUACGAUGUUUGUUCUCAGCACUGUACAACGGUCCCUAUAUGAUAUGGAGAAGCAAUAUCACUGUAUGAAACUCACACCAUGUAUUAUUAUUAUUCACUAGCACCGUAGGUGUGAUAAUUGAAGUAAAUAUCUUUUAUACAAACA